Messenger RNA from Caenorhabditis briggsae, 639 nucleotides. The transcript has 4 exons. NCBI's taxonomy places the organism in Eukaryota, Metazoa, Nematoda, Chromadorea, Rhabditida, Rhabditidae. Bases 1 to 639 code for a protein of 212 amino acids. The record is from RefSeq and is a predicted model, not a curated record.
AUGUUGUUAAGCGAGUCCCCUUUGGGAACACCUUCGACACCAGUACGCUCAGCACUUCCGAACACAUUCGGUACAUGCUCAACUCCACAACGGGCAAAUCGGGUCAUGAGUCGACUCCAAAUAGACGUGAAUCCUUUCGUUACGACAUCUCCAACUGAAGCAACAGUUUCUGCGCCUUUCCGUACAACUGUUUUGCAGAGAGCUCCGUUUCGUCACUUGAGAUCGCUUUCGAAGUCAAAUGAUGCACCUUCACCGAAACGAGCUCACAGUACAGCCUCAAACGAUACAAACGGAAUUAUUGAAAAACUGUUCCAUGGUGAAACUAUGCAGUCUCUCAGCACGAACGAAUCGAUUUGGAACUUUAAUAAUCGAAAUCCCCCAAUCAAGCAAAACUUCAUAGCUUGCUCUUCUCAAUUCCAAAAGGAAAAUGGUUCGAAGCCGAUAUUGCAAGAAUCGAAUAUGUUCAAAGUAUUUUAUGAGACGGAACCGAUGGAUUGUGAAGUAAACAACGAUGAAAUUGCGUUCAGAAAUUUUAUGAAUGAUUCGAUGGAAAUCGACAUUGACGACGAUAUAUGCAAAAUGGAAGUAGACUCCAUUGCUGAUGUGGAUAGUCUAAUGGAUUACAUUCCUAUACAUUGA